Venustampulla echinocandica is the source of this 888-nucleotide messenger RNA. RefSeq names its product putative Zn-dependent hydrolase. The record is from RefSeq and is a predicted model, not a curated record. NCBI's taxonomy places the organism in Eukaryota, Fungi, Ascomycota, Leotiomycetes, Helotiales, Pleuroascaceae. The transcript has 6 exons. Bases 1 to 888 code for a protein of 295 amino acids.
AUGGCCGCAAUUCAGCAGCAACUGGACAGAGGCGCCGUCCCAAAUCUCGUGUCCAACGUCUGCCCUCCAGGAACCAAGGCAUAUCUCCUCGAGGUCGGCUGGCUGGAGUGCGAUGAGGGCUUUGUCGUGCGAGGAGGAAACACGUCGCUCAAGAGCACCGAGGGCGAAUCGUUCGUCAACAAGCGCCGGGAGCUACCCAUGUACUGCGUGCUAAUUGAUCACCCUCACGAGGGCUGCAUCUUAUGGGAGACUGGUUGUGGCGUCGAUUACCCAACUGUAUGGGGACCCGCCGUUCACGACGUCUUCACCCGGGUUCGUUACGAGCCUCGUCACGAGCUCAAGGCGGCCAUUGAGGCUACAGGGCACAAGCUGGAGGAUAUUAAGAAGAUUAUCCUGGGCCACAUGCAUUUAGAUCAUGCGGGGGGCCUCGAUCAAUUUAUUGGCCGCAAGGAUAUUGAGAUCUGGGUUCAUGACAAGGAGCUGCGCUCCGCAUUCUGGUCUGUCGCCACCGGCGCAGAUGAGGGUGUCUAUCUUAAGGAUUACCUUGACCUCUCUCUGAACUGGAAGACUUUUGACGACCGCACCAUCGACUUCUGCCAGGGCAUCACCCUCCACCAUCUCCCAGGCCACACCGACGGAUUGAUUGGAAUGCAAAUUAACCUUCCCAACAGCGGCACCUUCUUCUUCAUCUCUGACCACUGCCACGUUAUUGAGAACUGGAGGGAUGGUAUCCCACAAGGAUGGCUGGCUCGUGACCACCCAGCCUGGUUCCAGAGCACACAGCGGCUGAAGCGCCUUGAAGCUACCACGAAGGGACGCAUCAUUCCAGGCCAUGACAAGGAAACUUUCUUGCAACUCCAGAGCGAAAUCAAGGAUUACCUGAGUUAA